Molecule: messenger RNA, 987 nt
Organism: Tarenaya hassleriana
Lineage: Eukaryota; Viridiplantae; Streptophyta; Magnoliopsida; Brassicales; Cleomaceae
Product: 5'-methylthioadenosine/S-adenosylhomocysteine nucleosidase 1
Exons: 8
Coding region: 67-852 (261 amino acids)
Biological process (GO): nucleoside metabolic process
Molecular function (GO): methylthioadenosine nucleosidase activity
Source: RefSeq, a predicted model, not a curated record
UAUUAUUUGGCUGCAUUCUCUUCCCCUUUCUACCCUUCUCUCUGGGAACCAAUCACCUUGAGAGGGAUGGCUCCUCACGGCGACGAAUCAUCUGACGUUGCUCAAUCGGAGAGUCGCCGCCCGAUCUCCACCGUCGUCUUCAUCAUCGCUAUGCAAGCCGAAGCUUUACCUCUGGUCAACAAGUUCGGACUCGCCGAAGAUACUGAUUCACCGUUCCCAAAAGGAGUGCCUUGGGUCCGGUAUCACGGAUCAUACAAAGAUCUUCAUAUCAGUGUAGUUUGCCCAGGAAAAGAUGGAGCUUUAGGGGUCGAUAGCGUAGGAACUGUUCCAGCUUCUCUGAUAACCUAUGCUUCUAUCCAUGCAUCGCAACCAGACAUAAUAGUCAAUGCGGGGACUUGUGGCGGUUUUAAGAUUAAAGGAGCCAACAUAGGGGAUGUGUUCCUCGUGUCUGACGUGACAUUCCAUGAUAGGAGAAUACCGAUCCCAGUCUUUGAUCUGUAUGGAGUUGGUCAUCGUCAAGCAUUCUCGACGCCUAAUCUCCUUAAGGAACUCAACCUUAAGAUUGGCAGGUUGUCUACGGGUGACUCUCUGGAUCUGUCUACGCAAGAUGAAUCGUUGAUCAUAGCAAAUGAUGCUACGCUAAAGGACAUGGAGGGAGCAGCAGUGGCGUAUGUGGCAGAUCUGCUGAAAGUGCCAGUCAUAUUCCUAAAGGCGGUGACCGAUCUGGUGGAUGGGGACAAACCAACGGCAGAGGAGUUCUUGCAGAACUUGGCCGCUGUGACCUCUGCACUCGAGGAGACGGCCACUAAGGUUAUCAACUUCAUCAACGGUAAAUGUCUCUCGGACAUAUGACUACUGUGUUUUUGGCUCUUGAUUCUUGGAACACGGAUUCAUGUAAACCCAUGUAGCCUCAAACGGUUGUACAUUGAAACGUUUUACUGUCAUUGACCAUGAAUGGUUUAGACUAAGCAUUUCUUUUUUCUUUUC